AUGGCAUCAUCAUCUUUGCAACAAGAAAAAGGCAAUCAUGGUGAUGAUACUAAAAAUAUUAUGUUGAGAAAAGGAAAAUGGCUAUCAGAAGAAGAUGCAUUAUUAAGAGAUUAUGUGGAAAAAUAUGGAGCUAAAAAGUGGGAUAAAGUACGAGAAAAAAUAAAACUUGAUAGAGAUGGAAAAAGUUGUCGUUUUAGAUGGUUAAAUAGUCUAAAACCAAGUUUAAAGAAAUGUCCAUUUAAUGAAGAAGAAGAGGAAAAACUUAUUCGACUCUAUAAUAAGUUAGGACCUAAAUGGUCUCAAAUAAUUUCAGAGUUUCCUAGAAGAACCGAUAACGAAUUAAAGAAUUUUAUUAAUUCAAGAAAAAGAAGUUUAAAAAAUUCUAGAAAGCAUCUCAUUCCAAAAAACAUAAACCAUGUUGAUGAAUUGAAGGACAAUGUUGGAGCAAUUAGUUACCAACAAAAUAAUGCCUCCCAAGAAGAAAUAGCUCUAUCAAGAAUGGAAUUCGAUCAUCAAAACAUUAUGCAUGGUAACUAUCUUGAUCAAAUUUAUGAUGAGAAAACUAUCAACAACUUUGAUCAAUUUUCAACAUUGGUUGAUGAUUCAAAUAUGCUAUACAAUAUUGUGGGAACCCCUUCUUUAAGCAAUCAUAUUGUGCCAACAUUGAAUGAUAGGUUUCCUAUACUCCCAGAAUGUCCAUACUUUCAAGAUGAGGAAAAUAUCAACAACUUUGAACCACUUCUAAAAUUGGUUGAUGAUUCAAAUAUACUAUAUAAUAAUGGGGAAAACACUUCGUUAUCCAUAGUACCAGAUCUUCUUACACUCCCAGAAUGUUCACACAUUCAAAAUAAGGAAGAUACACGUCCAUCAUUUACAUCAAAUAAUAUGUUUUCUAAUCAAGAUCUCCCUCCGCUUCCACAAUGUUGGUACAAUCAAGAUAUGGAUUAUCAACAUCCAUUAUUUUUAUCAGAGGAGUUUUUUAAUCAAUAUCCUCAAAAUUCAUAUCUAUCAUCUCAUGAGAUUCAAUAUGAGAUGUUAAAGCCUAAUAGUCCACGUACUAAUGGCUAUCUAGAAGCCAUAUUAUAUCCACCAAAGAUUUUGUAA
Molecule: messenger RNA, 1104 nt
Organism: Vicia villosa (hairy vetch)
Lineage: Eukaryota; Viridiplantae; Streptophyta; Magnoliopsida; Fabales; Fabaceae
Product: transcription factor TT2-like
Exons: 3
Coding region: 1-1104 (367 amino acids)
Source: RefSeq, a predicted model, not a curated record